This is a messenger RNA of Neltuma alba, 4033 nucleotides long. RefSeq names its product protein ALWAYS EARLY 3. Gene Ontology annotation, molecular function: DNA binding. Lineage: Eukaryota; Viridiplantae; Streptophyta; Magnoliopsida; Fabales; Fabaceae. The record is from RefSeq and is a predicted model, not a curated record. Gene Ontology annotation, biological process: reproductive process; regulation of cell cycle; regulation of transcription by RNA polymerase II. The transcript is spliced from 20 exons. The coding region runs from base 256 to 3762 and encodes 1168 amino acids. Gene Ontology annotation, cellular component: nucleoplasm; transcription repressor complex.
UUCGUUUCAGUGAUUCGGGAAACAGGACUUUCUGGUCUGUCAGAGUCGAAAACUUCAAUUCUUGAAGAUUUUCUGGGUUGCUAUAGUCUGAUAUGGUUGCAGAGAAAACUUAGAUCGAGAGGAAUAAAAGGAAAAUUUUCUGAAUUUAGAAUUUCGCGCUGGUUUCAGUUUCUUCAUGGACGUAAACUGAAGUACAAGGCAGCGUUUCGACCAGAGAGAUGAUUUUUGUUGAAAGCUAAAACCAAGGCACUACUCAUGGCUCCAUCUAGAAAAUCCAAAAGUGUCACUAAGAGAUUUUCAAAUAUUCGUGAAGCUGUAUCUUAUGAAGAAAAAAAUAGAGAGAAUGUUAACAAGACUAGGGCACAGGGUAGUCCUGGCAUUCAGAAGAAGAGAAAAUUGGCUGACAUGUUAGGACCAAAAUGGAGUAAGGAGGAGCUUGAGCGUUUCUAUGAUGCUUACCGUAAAUAUGGGAAAGACUGGAAGAAGGUGGCUGCUGCAGUGUAUCAUAGGUCUUUGGAAAUGGUAGAAGCUCUGUACUCUAUGAAUCGAGCAUACUUGUCUCUUCCAGAGGGCACUGCUUCUGUAGUUGGACUCAUAGCAAUGAUGACCGAUCACUAUAGUGUACUGGGAGGAAGUGAUAGUGGACAAGAAACCAACGAAGAUACGGAAAAAUUUAAAAAGCCUCCAAAAUUUUCGCAGCAGAAAUGUUCAUAUGGGAACUAUAAAGCAUCAGAUGGAGAUUUUUCAGAUCAUUCUCAGUCACAUUCAAUUACAUCAGGUGACGGCUGCCUGUCAUUGUUGAAGAAGAGGCAUUCUGGUUUAAGUUCUCACGCUGUUCGGAAAAGGACUCCCCGUGUCCCUGUUUCACAUUCCAUUCAUAAGGAUAUGGGCAGAAAGUGUUUUUCACCUGCUAGGCAAGGUUACAGGCAAAUGGUUGACAGUAAUGAUGUUGGUCAUAAAAUUGCUUUAGCACUGACGGAGGCUUUACAAAUAGGUGAUACUUCCAAAGUUUCGGACUCAACAAACAAUAAAUCUAAGGGUAUUAUGUCAUCACCCUGUCAGAAUAAUGGGAGGAAGAACACUAAAUCGGAAGUAGCAGGAUCCAAAUUUUGCCAUUUUGACUUGAACGAUGGUAGCCCUGAAUUAAGUUUACGAAGCACAGGGUGCGGCAGUGGAGAUUAUUCUUGGAAACUGAGUCAACAGAGCAGCAGAGGAAGAGCUAGAAGAGGAAAAAAUGAAGAAAAGGGAACAAAAUACUACAGAAAAAAGUUAGAACUCGGAGAAAAUGAGAAUAAGCAUUGGGAUGGUGUAAAGGAAGCUUCUAGUGGGACAGACGAAGAUAAAGGACUGGAUUUAACCAAGGAUAAAAUUGAAAUUAAAUUUGCAGCCACAAAAGGUACUAGGUCCUCCUUCAAGAGUCUCAGGAAGAAAAGUGAAAAAGUACUGCUUGAAAAAGAAGAUGAAGGUUCUUUUGAUGCUUUGAAAGCCUUGGCUGGUCUAUCUUUGAUGAUGCCAGUCGCAAACCCUGACCCCGAGUCACUUGUGCGGGUGAGGGAAGAAAACCAAGGAGCUGUUGAUGAGUCUAAAGUGGAAACCCAUCAUACGAUUGUGAGUGAUGAAAGCACUGCUUUAGGUAAAUUAAGUUUGGUUUCUCCUGGUAAUGAAGUUUUUGUUCCUCAAGAAAAGGGCACCUUCCACCUUGAUGCUAGAAAGAGGAAGAGAAGACAAACACCUUCAAUAUUGAAAAAUGACGAAACUCAAACCAGUUCUCAUUUAAGUGGUUCACAGAAGAUCAAGAGGAUGAUAAGUGACAAUCUUGCAAUGAGGACAAAGGUGCAACUCCCAGGAAUGAUGUCUUCAAGUAAUGAGGACAAAGGAAGAAGGGAUGAUUCUCUGCUAUUACCCAUAGAAGUUUCAUCUACAGAUAAAGUUGGUUUAGCAAACAAAGGAAGGCAUAGAAGAAAGAUGGAGAAACCAAAACCAAUGGUAGAACAAGAUAUAAAGGUGCCAGAAAGUAUUUUUAGUGGUCAACAUAGAAAACCCAUUCUCCAGAAUAGUGUAUCAAGCCACAAGGAAAAGCUUAUUAAUUGCCUGUCUUCACAUCAAAUACGGCGAUGGUGCACUUUUGAGUGGUUUUACAGUGCUAUAGAUUACCCAUGGUUUGCAAAAAGGGAGUUCAUGGAGUACUUGGACCAUGUUGGAUUGGGGCAUGUUCCUAGACUGAGUCGUGUAGAGUGGGGAGUCAUUAGGAGUUCUCUUGGCAGACCCCGGAGAUUUUCUGAGCAAUUUUUGAUAGAAGAAAAAUCGAAGUUAAAUCAAUACCGGGACUCAGUUAGGGCACAUUAUGCAGAACUUCUUGCUGGUACCAGGGAUUGCCUUCCAACUGAUUUGGCCAGGCCUUUAAUUGUUGGACAGCGUGUCAUUGCCAUUCACCCAAAGACGAGAGAGAUUCAUGAUGGGAGUAUACUAACUGUUGACAACUGUUCAUGUCGGGUUCAAUUUGACCAGCCUGAACUGGGGGUUGAAUUAGUCAUGGAUAUUGACUGCAUGCCUCUGAAUCCUUAUGAAAAUAUGCCAGCAUCUCUGAUAAGGUACAAUGUGAUUCCUGCUAAACUAGAUGGCAACCUUAUUGAGUUCCACCUUAAUGGGAAACUGAAACGAGGAAAGAUUAAGGAGCACAGAAUAUUGUACCCUAGCGGGAACUUAGAUCAUGUUGAUGCUCUUCAUAUAACUCCCUCAGCUAGUGGCGUCAACAAUUUAUUGAAACAGGGCAUUUCUUCAAGUUCCAAAUUGCAAGCUAAUGUUGCUUGCAAUGAGAUUGGUAACGCUCGACUGUCAGCAAAUUCUAAAGCUUCUUUUCAUGUAAAUGUCCCGUUCAAAGAAGCUGGCACAAAUGCUGUUUUUGAGCUGAUUCGUGCUCUUGACAAAAAGGAAAUUGUGCUAUCUGAACUGAAGAAAAUGAAUGAUGAGGCAUGUGAAAGACGGAAAUAUGGGGACCACUCUUUAAAUGAUUCAGAGCCAUUUAAGAGACAUUAUGCUGCAGUAUUGUUGCAGUUAAAUGAAGUGAACGAGCAGGUCUCUUCUGCCUUGUUUUGCGUGAGACAGCAUAACACAUAUCAGGGGAACUCUAAUUUAUCACCAAGGCCCCUAGCUAAUUCGGAUGAUCUUGGCGGUCAAACUAGCUCUUCGUAUUGUUCAGCUUCUCACAACCAAAAUUUUCAAUCUCAUAUAGCUGAAAUUAUUGGAAGUUCUAAAAGAAGAGCCCGCACAAUGGUUGGUGCAGCUAUGCAGGCGAUGUUGUCUUUUACUAAGACAGAAGAUAAGGGUGAAGGAAUUGAAGAGUCAAUUAAUUUUAUAAAUAAUCGGCUUUCAGUGGAUGACCAAGCUGCUCUGUCCUCGCAAUUCAUGCCCACAGAUUCUGUUCAUGUCACUCUAGCUUCUCAGGAUCAGAUGACUGCAAGUAAAUCGAAGCCUUUGUCAAAUAAUCAUUCACAAGAUCCUGAGCUAAACAGCUCAUCUGAUCAAAAUGAAGUGAAAAUUCCCUCAGAACUUAUUUCUCAAUGUCUAGCCACCUUGCUGAUGAUCCAGAAGUGUACAGAGCGACAUUUCCCACCUGCCGACGUUGUUCAUAUGUUAGAUUCUGCAGUCACAGGUUUGCAGCCAUUUUGUUCAAAGAAUCUUCCAAUAUAUGAAGAGAUACAGAAAUGCAUGGGCAUAAUCAGGAAUCAGAUAUUGGCACUCAUACCUACCCAAACUACCUAGCUUCUCCAUAUUUUUUUUCAAUUAGGAUAAAGUAGCAUUCUACACUUUAAUUUUGUUUAUGAUACAUUUUAGUAUCCUGACAAUAUUUUCCUAGCACAUCCAAUAUCUCUUGAUGUUGUUUUCCAGUUACAUCUAGAACUCUAAUCUUAUUUAUGGGUUAGGAUGUUCGAUACAUUAUAAAUAAGAUUAGGGUGCUGGAAGCACUAAAAACACAUAAUAAUAUCAGGGUGCUAAAUGCACCAUAAAUAGGACUAAAGUAUUGGAUGCAUUU